Messenger RNA from Lottia gigantea (owl limpet), 1392 nucleotides. RefSeq lists its product as hypothetical. The transcript is spliced from 12 exons. Gene Ontology annotation, cellular component: Cdc73/Paf1 complex. Gene Ontology annotation, molecular function: RNA polymerase II complex binding; chromatin binding. The annotation marks the transcript as partial. Gene Ontology annotation, biological process: transcription elongation by RNA polymerase II. Lineage: Eukaryota; Metazoa; Mollusca; Gastropoda; Lottiidae. The record is from RefSeq and is a predicted model, not a curated record.
AGGUCUGACUUGUUAUGUCGAGUUAAAUAUAGUAACACACUACCAGACAUUCCCUUUGAUCCUAAAUUCAUCACUUAUCCUUUUGAAAGUAACAGAUUUAUCCAGUAUAAGCCAACAUCAUUAGAACGUCUGUAUAAAUAUGAUUUAUUAACUGAACAUGAUCUAGGUGUUACUAUAGACCUCAUUAAUCCUGAUACUUAUAAAUUUGAUCACAAUGUUUAUCCCGAGGCAGAAGAUGAGAAAUUACUGGAAGAUGAACUCAAUACUCCUGCUGAUUCUAAAAGAUCACGACAUCACAAUACCAAUGUAUCAUGGUUGCGUAAAACAGAGUAUAUUUCUACAGAAUAUAACAGAUUUAUACAGAAAGCAGAUAAAUCUGAAAUCAGGGUUGGAUUUAAAAUUAAACAGAAGAUGCGAGAUGAUGACAUGUACAAAGAUAGAGACAGUCAAAUAGCAGCCAUUGAAAAAACAUUUGAUACAGCCAAAGAAGAGAUUGUCAAACAUUACAGUAAACCUAAUGUUAAACCUGUAGAAGUUUUACCUGUAUUCCCAGAUUUCAAGUUAUGGCAGCAUCCAUUUGCCCAAGUCUUGUUUGAUUCUGACCCUGCGCCUAAAGGUCAAUCUCUACCUGUACAAAUGGAGGAAAUGUCUCAAGCUAUGAUUAGAGGAGCUGUAGAUGAGAGUGGUGAACAGUUUGUAGCCUAUUUCUUACCAACAGACGAGACCCUGACAAAACGUAAACGUGAUGCUGAGGACGGACAGGAUUAUGUUGAAGAUGAAGAAUAUGACUACACUCUAGCUAGAGAAUACAACUGGAAUGUCAAAAAUAAACUAUCUAAGGGAUACGAGGAGACAUAUUUCUUUGUGUUCAGAGAAGAUGGUGUUUAUUAUGAUGAAUUAGAAACAAGGGUACGAUUGAGUAAGAGAAGAAAAUUAGGAGGAACACAAGCUGCUAAAUCACGAUUAGUUGUAAAACAUCGGCCAUUUAAUGAUAAGGAAGAGGCAGCGCAGAAAUCGAGAUUAACGUUGUUAGAACCACCGGCCGAGGAAGAAGAAGAAGAAAUGGAACCACAAUUACCAGACAUAACCAAUAAAUCAGAUGAUGAAAAUAAAUCAGAUGAGGAACAGAAAAGUGACGAUGAAGACAAACGAAGCGUCCAAUCAGGUGGAAGUAGGCGGAGUCGAAGUAAGAGUAGAAGUAGAAGUCGUAGUAAAAGUGGAAGUCGCAGCAGGUCUCGAAGCGGAAGUCGAAGUAGCUCCAGUGGUAGCGGUAGCGAUAGUGACGCAGGAAGUAAGGGAAGUGAGAGUGAAAGUGAGGCUGAAGAUACGAAAGGAAAGAAAGAUGAAGAGGAGAUUUUCGGAAGUUCCAGCAGUUCUUCUGACAGUGAUUAA